AUGAGUAAUAAAAGGAGAGGAGAGGGGGGUCCUUAUACCCUCCACAGCAGCAGCAGCAGCAGCAGCAGCAGCAGCAGCAGGGAGUACCGUACGCCGUCUCUAGGGUUUAUAGAUGUUGCAUACGCUGACUCGAGGUCUGCUGCUGCUGAUCCUGCAGCAGCAACUGCAGCAGCAGCAGGGGCAGCAGCAGGAGCUGCUGCAGCAGCAGCAGCAGCAGCAGGAGACGACAGCAGCUUCGAUGUUGAUGGCUUCGCGCUGCAGCAGCAAACUGCUGCUCCUCUUUCUUCUUUUUCUUUAGAUCCUUUUGCUCAUAGGCAGCAGCAGCAGCAGCAGAGCCCUCGCAGCAGCAGCAGCAGCAACAGCGACAGCAGACAGAGCAGCAGGAGCCGGAGCGGCAGCACGGACUGCAGCAGCAACAGCAGCAGCAACGGCAGCAGCAGCAACGGCAAGGCUCUCUCCUUCUUAGUAGAUGGCAUGUUAUGCAUGCGCAGCACGAGGUGUACAGACAGCAGCAGAGCUGACGGUGGCUGCAGCAACAGCUGCUGCUUCUUUCCUGUUGCUGCUGCUAACAGCAGCAGCCGCAGCAGCAGCAGCAGCAGCUCCUCCCGUUGCGGCUUCCUUCUGUCUUUUAUUCGUUUGCGCUGCUGCAGCAGACAGGGAGCAGCAAACUCCUCGCUGCUGCUGUGGGGCAAGGCGCUGCUGCUGCUGCUUGCUGCUGCUGUAGUUGCUGCUGUGUCUCAGCUAGCCUUAGAAGCAGUUUCCAAGCAGCAGCAGCAGCAACUGCAGCAGCAACUGCAGCAGCAACUACAGCAGCAGCAGCAGCAGCAGCAGAUGCUGCCUAUGAAGGCAGCAGCACCCCAUCAGCAGCAGCAGCAGCAGCAGCAGCAGCCUGGAUACCAUCAUCAACAACAACAACAACAACAUCAACAGCAGCAACAGCAGCAGCAGCAGCAGCAGCAGCGGCAGCAGCAACAGCAGCAGCAGCAGCAGCAGCAGCAAUACAACGACCAUCAAGUUAUUGUGCUGCAGCACCUACCCAAGAAGCAGCAGCACAAAAAGAAGAAGAAGCAUGCAGCAGCAGCAGCAGCAGCAGCAGCAGCAGCAGGAAAAGACGGCAAAAUAAGAUCAGCAGCACCACCAUCCAUAGGAACAACAACAACAGCAGCAGCAACAGCAGCAACAGCAACAGCAGCAGCAGCAGCAGCAGCAGCAGCAGCAGCAGAUAAUUGUUGGUUAAAUAAUAUAUAUAUAUUUAUAUUAAGAAUUGAAUUAACAGAGAAAAGAGUUUUAGAUCUGCUGCUCCCUUCUCUCUAUUUGCUGCAGCGCAGCAGCAGCAGGACACCCCUGCAGCAGCAGCAGCAGCAGCAGCAGCACCAUCAGCAGCAACAACUGCAGCAAUUGCAGCAACUGCAGCAACUGCAGCAACUGCAGCAGCGUAAGCUGCACAGACAAGACUCUGAUGACGGACUACCAGUAGCUACAAGGCUCCCCUUUGGCUCAGCAGCAGCAGCAGCAGCAGCAGAAGCAGCAGCAGGAGAGGAGCAGCAACCUUUGUUAGAUGAUCAGCAACUGUGGGCAGCAAUCUGCCGCUGCUGCUUUGCUGAUACAGCAGCAGCAGCAGCAGCAGCAAACAGCAGAGGUGUGGGGUUUAGGAGGGCUCUGCGGUGUAUGUACACUGCAAGUACUGAUGAAGAGGAUGCAGCAGCACCUGCAGCAAAUGCUGCAGCAGCAGCAGCAGCAAACGCAACCAAGCUGUAA
This is a messenger RNA of Eimeria maxima, 1758 nucleotides long. RefSeq lists its product as hypothetical. Bases 1 to 1758 code for a protein of 585 amino acids. Gene Ontology annotation, molecular function: transcription cis-regulatory region binding. The transcript is spliced from 3 exons. Lineage: Eukaryota; Apicomplexa; Conoidasida; Eucoccidiorida; Eimeriidae. The record is from RefSeq and is a predicted model, not a curated record. Gene Ontology annotation, biological process: regulation of transcription by RNA polymerase II. Gene Ontology annotation, cellular component: nucleus.